AUGACAAGAUCUCAUAUGGGCCUCCUUUGUCUCCUCCUCUCCCUACUGAACAUCGCCACUUCUCAGGAUGAUGCGACAAUCAUGCAAACCCUCAGAUUGAGUCUGAAACUCACAUCACACGGCAACUGGUCAAAGUCUAACCCUUGCGAAUGGGACCACGUCCAGUGCGACGGAAGCAACCGGGUCACGAAGAUCCAGUUCACGCAGAACGGGAUCCAAGGGACUCUCCAUCCUGAUAUCGGGAAGCUCACUGAGCUCAGUCAUCUCUCGGGUCUAAAGCAUUUACAGACGCUGAAUCUUCACGACAAUCUCUUCGAUUUGGCGCCGACGAACCUCUUCUACGGGAUGAACUCGCUACAAGAAGUCAACAUCGACAACAAUCCCUUUCCUGCUUGGGAGAUUCCGGAGACUGUCAAAGAAUUGAAGUCUCUCAAGAACUUAUCUCUAAUCAACUGCAACGUCACGGGUUCGAUUCCUGAUUUCUUCAGCUCCGAGACGCUCCCGAGCCUUGCCUCUUUAAAGCUUUCUCGGAAUAACUUACACGGAGUGUUGCCUUUGAGCUUGGCGGGCUCGUCGUUGCAGCAGCUCUAUCUCAACGGGCAGAAGCUCAACGGUUCAAUCUCGGUGUUGCAGAACAUGACAUCUCUCGUCGAGAUUGAUCUGCAAGGCAACGAAUUUUCAGGUCCCAUCCCUGAUCUCUCUGGUCUAAAGCAUUUACAGACGCUGAAUCUUCAAGACAAUCUCUUCAACUCGAAUCCGGAGACUCUCUUCUCCAAGAUGAACUCAUUACAAGAAAUGUACCUUGACAACAACCCUUUCCCUUCGUGGGGGAUUCCUGAGACCGUUAAGGAAGCGACGUCUCUCAAGAAUCUCUCCCUCGCCAACUGCAGCCUCACAGGUUUGAUUCCUGAUUUCUUCAGAUCUGAGACGCUCCCGAGACUCGUUUCGUUAAGGCUAUCUCGGAACAAUCUCUAUGGAGGGUUGCCUGAGAGCUUAGGACGCUCGUCGUUAGAGCAACUCUAUCUCGACUGGCAGCAUCUCAACGGGUCAAUCUCGGUGUUACAGAGCAUGACUUCUCUCGUCGAGUUUAAUAUCCGAGAUAAUUUCUUUUCAGGUUUCAUCCCUGAUCUCUCUGGUUUGCAGUCUCUAAAACUGUUCGAUGUUAGAGAUAAUUACCUCACCGGCCUUGUCCCACCGUCGCUCACUGCUCUCAAAAAUCUCACUGUCGUGAAUUUAAGUAAUAACUACAUUCAAGGACCGAUGCCGUUAUUCCAGAACUCAGUCAAAGUUGAUGCAAUUUCGGGUAGAUUCUGUCAGGAGACUCCUGGUACUCCGUGUGAUCCACAAGUCCAGAUAUUGAUUUCUAUAGCUGAGUCGUUUGGAUUUCCGUUGAAGCUUGCCAAGGGUUAG
Molecule: messenger RNA, 1410 nt
Organism: Raphanus sativus (radish)
Lineage: Eukaryota; Viridiplantae; Streptophyta; Magnoliopsida; Brassicales; Brassicaceae
Product: receptor-like kinase TMK3
Exons: 2
Coding region: 1-1410 (469 amino acids)
Molecular function (GO): protein binding
Source: RefSeq, a predicted model, not a curated record